AUAAUAAUAAAUGUUACAAUAUGUUUAUGAACAAUUUUAUUCUAAAACAUACUCUCGCUACUUCCGGUUACUCUCGAACGAUAUAUCGAUUUACGUAUACGAUAUAUCGUGCACGAGUAAAUUUCUUUCCGACAACAGGCUCGCGCUAAAACGUCAAGAUGUUGAUGCCAAAAAAGAACCGUGUAGCAAUUUUUGAAUACCUUUUUAAGGAAGGUGUUAUGGUAGCGAAAAAGGAUUAUCAUGCACCAAAACACCCAGAACUGGAACCCAUUCCAAAUCUCCAAGUUAUUAAAGCAAUGCAGUCCCUAAAGUCCAGAGGAUAUGUCAAAGAACAGUUUGCUUGGAGACAUUUCUACUGGUAUCUGACAAAUGAAGGCAUCGAAUAUCUACGUGGUUAUUUGCAUCUACCUCCUGAGAUUGUACCUUCCACAUUGAAGAGGCAAGCUAGGGCAGAAGCAUCCAGGCCACGACCAGCAGCAGCCACACGAAGUGAAGCAUCUAGGCCAACAGAAGAUCGUGCUGGUUAUAGAAGAGGACCUGGAGGUCCAGGUGGACCUGGUGACAAAAAGGCUGAUGUAGGUGCAGGCACAGGUGAUGUUGAAUUCCGUGGUGGUUUCGGUCGUGGCAAACCACAAUAAUAUUUUAAUGUAAAAUAAAUAAAUCUUUCAUAAGUA
Messenger RNA from Nomia melanderi (Alkali bee), 674 nucleotides. RefSeq names its product small ribosomal subunit protein eS10. The record is from RefSeq and is a predicted model, not a curated record. Gene Ontology annotation, cellular component: cytosolic small ribosomal subunit. Lineage: Eukaryota; Metazoa; Arthropoda; Insecta; Hymenoptera; Halictidae. Gene Ontology annotation, molecular function: RNA binding; structural constituent of ribosome.